CGCCGGUGGGUGACGGACAAGAAGCGGAGGUCGCUGCGGUGUUUGAGCGCUGCGGAGGCGCCACCGUCGCUAACGCUGUCGUCGCCGCCUCAGUGGACAGAAGGACGCCCGAGCUGCUCGCAGACCAUCGGUGUCCAGACAGGUUAUUGGAGAAGAUGGCAUUUAGUAAAGGAUAUCGUAUCUAUCACAAACUGGAUCCACCACAGGGUCCUUAUAGUGUAAUAGUAGAAACCCGAAAUCGAGAUGAUUGUUUGAUGUUUGAGUCCGGAGCUGUGGCUGCUCUGUCGUCAGCAGAGAAAGAAGCUAUCAAAAACAUGUACACAAAGCUCCUAGAUGCUUAUGGCCUUUUAGGUGUUUUGAGGUUGAAUCUUGAUGACAAUAUGUUACAUUACCUUGUGCUGGUAACUGGCUGCAUGUCGGUGGGAAAGAUACAAGAUUCUGAAGUCUUCAGAGUCACCUCUACCGAGUUCAUUUCUCUUCGAAAUGAACCACUGGAUGAGGAGCGCAUCUCUGAAGUACGCAAAGUUUUGAAUUCUGGAAGCUUCUAUUUUGCUUGGUCUUCCAGUGGCGUCAGUCUGGAUUUGAGUUUGAAUGCUCAUCGUAGAUUUCAAGAGCAUUCAACGGAUAAUCGAUUUUUUUGGAAUCAGGCAUUGCAUUUGCACCUGAAACAUUUUGAUGUGAAUUGUGAUGAAUGGGUGCUGAGACUCAUGUGUGGAGGAGUGGAAAUCAGGACAAUCUAUGCUGCUCACAAACAAGCAAAGGCUUGUUUAAUUUCACGUCUCAGCUGUGAAAGAGCGGGAACAAGAUUUAACGUACGGGGAACAAAUGACAAUGGACAAGUAGCUAACUUUGUUGAAACAGAACAGGUGAUAUUCUUAGAUGAUUGUGUCACUUCAUUUAUUCAGAUCCGUGGUUCUAUCCCAUUGUUCUGGGAACAACCGGGACUUCAGGUUGGAUCCCAUCGUGUUCGAAUGUCCAGAGGGUUUGAAGCCAAUGCACCUGCUUUUGACAGACAUUUUAGAACACUGAAAAAGCUAUAUGGGAAGCAAACUAUAAUCAAUUUGCUAGGAGUGAAAGAAGGAGAGCACAUGCUCAGUAAAGCGUUCCAGAGUCACCUGAAGGCCUCUGAACAUGUUGCAGAUGUUCCAAUGGUGAAUUUUGACUACCACCAGCAGGUAAAGGGUGGAAAGGCAGACAGACUUAUAAGUGUACUGAAACCCAAACUGGACUCAUUUCUGGAGGAGUGCGGCUUCUUUUAUUAUGAUUCCCAUGAAGUUCAAAGGUCCCAGACUGGUACUAUCAGAACCAACUGUCUUGAUUGCCUUGACAGAACAAACAGCGUUCAGGCUUUCUUUGGACUGGAGAUGCUUCACAAGCAGUUAGAAAUUCUAGGGCUAGGUGAAAAGCAGCAAAUGGUCACAAGAUUUCAAGAAGUCUUCCGUUCCAUGUGGUCAUUGUGUGGUGAUUCAAUAAGUAAAAUUUAUGCUGGAACUGGAGCACUGGAAGGCAAAGCUAAGGGUGGAAAGUUUAAGGAUGGAGCUCGCUCAGUGACAAGAACUAUUCAGAAUAAUUUCUUUGACAGCUCUAAGCAGGAGGCUAUUGACAUCUUAUUACUUGGUAAUACGUUAAACAGUGACUUGGCAGAUAAAGCUCGUGCUCUUCUAACGACUGGCUCUUUACAUGUUCGAGAAUUGACACUUCAAUCAGCUUCCACUCAAGUUUUACAUGGUAUGUGUGAAAACUAUCAUAAGUAUACCAAACCAAAACGCAUCAGAGUCUGUGUUGGAACCUGGAAUGUGAAUGGUGGAAAGCAAUUUCGCAGCAUCGCUUUUAAGAAUCAAACGCUAAAUGACUGGCUAUUGGAUGCACAGAAAAAACCUAAUGUUCAGGAGUUACAAGAUAAGGGGAGCAGACCUGUAGACAUAUUUGCUAUUGGAUUUGAAGAAAUGGUUGAGCUGAAUGCAGGAAAUAUUGUAAGUGCAAGCACCACUAAUCAGAAAUUAUGGGCAGCUGAGAUUCAGAAGAGUAUCUCGAGGGACUGCAAAUAUGUACUUUUAGCUUCUGAGCAACUUGUGGGUGUUUGCCUCUUUAUUUUUAUCCGACCACAACAUGCUGCAUUUAUCAGGGAUGUCGCAGUGGACACUGUAAAGACUGGAAUGGGAGGAGCUACUGGUAACAAAGGGGCAGUUGCUGUCCACAUGCUGUUCUAUACCACCAGCCUUUGCUUCCUCUGUGCCCAUUUUGCUGCAGGACAGUCGCAAGUCAAGGAAAGGAAUGAGGAUUACUUUGAAAUAGCUCGCAAACUGAGCUUUCCUAUGGGGAGAUUACUAUUUUCUCAUGAUUAUAUAUUUUGGUGUGGAGAUUUCAAUUACCGCAUUGAUCUUCCGAAUGAAGAAGUAAAAGAACUGAUAAGACAACAGAAUUGGGACUCUCUUCUGUCAGGCGAUCAACUUAUUAAUCAAAAGAAUGCUGGAUAUAUUUUCCGGGAAUUUCUGGAAGGUAGAAUACAUUUCCCACCAACUUACAAAUAUGACUUGUUCUCUGAUGAUUAUGAUACAAGUGAAAAAUGUCGGACUCCUGCUUGGACAGAUCGAAUUCUUUGGAAAAGAAGGAAAUGGUCUGUUGACAAAUCAGCCGAUGACCUAGAUUUGCUGAAUUCCAGUAUUCAGGAUGAACCUAAAUUAACGAGUUCAUGGAGUCCUGGAACAUUAAUAUAUUAUGGACGUGCAGAAUUAAAAACAUCGGAUCAUAGGCCUGUGGUUGCCAUUAUAGAUGUAGACAUAUUUGACAUUGAUCCUGAUGCACGACAAAGAGUGUACAAGGAAGUUAUUGCUGAGCAAGGACCUCCAGACGGCACAGUGGUGGUAUCACUGACCAGCACCUCCUCAGACCAUUACUUUGAUGAUAACUUGAUAGACCAUUUGCUUCAACUGUUUGCUGCAUAUGGUGAUGUUAUUUUGAUAAGGUUUGUAGAAGACAAAAUGUGGGUGACAUUCUCAGAAGGUAGUUCUGCCCUUGCAGUGCAGAAAUUGAGUGGCACUGAGGUUCUGGACAGGACUAUUGCUAUCUGUCUGAAGAAUCUGGAUUGGAGCAGCAGAUUAGAGGAAGAGAUGAGUCUAGAAAAAAUUAGCCCUAGUUUACCUGUCUCUACUAGUUCUACACUGCUGGGAGAGGAUACUGUUGUUUCUGCUGACUAUGAUAUGGAAGGUGACGUGGAUGACUAUAAUGCUGAAAUCUAUGAAAUCCCUCAGCAUUUGCAGCCUGCCUCUGGUUCAGGUUCAGGGACUUCUCCUAGUUCGACACCCAGGACGAGUCCCUGUCCUUCACCCACAAUGCCAGAGGCACUUCCACCAUUACUGCCGAGCAGACCUAGUCGUGCAACCACAAGGGGUUCCACAUUACAACAAGAACAGUCACAUCAAGUUUCUUCAGAAUUCCAACAAAUUCCAACACAGAAGGAAAGUUGUCAGGCGCUGGAACCAAAACGAGCACCACCGCCACGUCCUGCAGUCCCUCCUUCAAGACCUGUCCCACCACAAAGACCACCUCCUCCUACAGGAGCAAGAAGCCCAGCACCUUCUAGGAAAGAGUUCAAAGGUGCUGGGGUACCUGUCAGUCCAGGGUUAGCUAGAAAGGAAAUGGAAGUGCCCAAAAGCCCAGCACAAGGCAGAAAAGAACCAGAAGGUCGUGGUCAACCAUCUCCUCAGGCAAUCAUGAGUUCAGCUAAUGCAGGAGCUGGUGCAGCUUCUAGACUGAACAUAUCACCACGAGCUGGUGUAAAUCAUGCAUCUAUCAAGCCAGCGGCAGGACUACCACCUUCAGAGGCUCUCAGUAAACCAGAACCUUUAAAAGGAUCGAUGCUUCUGCCAGAACCACUCAAGCCAAAGGCUGCUACUCUUCUUCCAUCUCAACCUCCCUCGAUAAAUUCCCAGAAGCUACAAGAACCUCUUAAACCAAUUGGCUUGAAACCAAUUUCCCAGACACCGCCCCCUUUUCAUAACAUAGAUCAUCUUGCACCACAAGCUCCACCCCGCAGCAAGUCUGCCCAGAACCUGCCAGUAGAACUUGUCACAACAGAGCCGCUAAAGGCCAAUAUUAAUGGGAUUAACAAUGGAGAAACAUCCAGCAUUGAUCCUUUUGCUGACCUUUCACUUGACCGGCUUGCUGAUCCAUGGACAAAGACCCAGUUAUCAAGUGGAAACACUCAAAUGCAGCCAGCAUUUGCUUGUAUAUCUCCAAAUUUGUGCCAGCAACAAUCCAUCCAACCCAUUGCAUCAACGCAACCUAAUUGCAUGUCAUUUGUACCUCCUAUUCCCCCACGAAGUAAAUCACAGGAGAGCUUCCAAGCCUCUCCAAUGGCUUUCAACUUCUUAGCUGAUGGAAACCCUUUCACUGGAAAAACUGGUUACAAUCCAUUUAGGACUGAUGGUCAAAAUGUUCAGAAACCUGCUAUUGCAUCACAGCUAUCUGUACAAAGUAGCAGCAGUUACCCUGUUUUAUCUGCUAACAUGACUCCUGGAGUUGGAAUUGGAAGAGCUGCCUUCUUGUCAAAUCCUUUUGUAGACAACAAUGUCCUUCCAAGUAAACAUGCAAAUGACAAAAUGCCAAUCAGUGGGUGGGUGACCUUUGAGGAUAAUGACUUUGGUCUAAAAGAAAAAAAACUAUCAACAGGUGAAAAAAAAUGUGAUUCCCAGGAUCAAUGGAAUGAAAAUAUUAAUAAUUUGUCACUAAAGAGCACACAGAAAUUAUUUCCAGGUACCGAUUUUGGGUUUGGCAAUGACUGGAACACAAGUAACACCGCAACUGGUGCAACAGUACCUGUACCAACUCGAAGAGCACCACCUCCUGUACCUUUGAGAUCAAAUGUCAUCAUUCCAAUCCUGCCUUUUAACUCCGAGGCACCUGCCUCUUUAUCAAAACAAGACUUCACUGAAAGAUGAAAGGUAUUCCAAUAAGGCAGGCUGAUUUAAAAAAGAUGUUAUUUGUAAUUUGAAUUCUUUAUUGGGACAUUACACGUGCAAUAUGUGUUUAAAAGAUGUUUAAACUGUACCAGGUUAGUAUUGGUGUUAAAAUAUUGGUAACAGCUUUGAAUGGCUAACAAAUAUUAUAAGAUUUUGUUAUGGGUCCAUGUUUUAAAUUUGUCAUUUCCAGGAUAUCAGCAAAUGAAUGUUAUAGUAGGAACUGACCUUUUGCAAGAUGCAGUAAAAAUGACUCGUGCAAGAAGAAAUGAUAAAGCUUCAAGUGAUAUAACUUGAGUUAUUAAAAUAUUAAAUCAUUCUGGUUAAAGUAAAAUUUGCAAACUCGUCCGAGAAAUUUCUGUUCAAAUUUGCUCUGUUCAAAUAUGAUGUUUGUGUAAUAACUUACCAUAGUUAAAAUUUGAGAUAGUCCAGUGGUUCUGAGAUUUCACCAUUUUCAUCCUUAAUAACACAUUCACUUCAGUACUCUCUUUAUUAAAAAAAAAAAGCCCCAAAUUGUUUCUCCCAUUUAGGUAAAACAAUAGACAUU
Messenger RNA from Amblyraja radiata (thorny skate), 5505 nucleotides. RefSeq names its product synaptojanin 1 (gene synj1). Gene Ontology annotation, cellular component: perinuclear region of cytoplasm; presynapse. The record is from RefSeq and is a predicted model, not a curated record. The transcript is spliced from 32 exons. Gene Ontology annotation, biological process: synaptic vesicle endocytosis; phosphatidylinositol dephosphorylation. Bases 156 to 4940 code for a protein of 1594 amino acids. Gene Ontology annotation, molecular function: SH3 domain binding; nucleic acid binding; phosphatidylinositol-4,5-bisphosphate 5-phosphatase activity. Lineage: Eukaryota; Metazoa; Chordata; Chondrichthyes; Rajiformes; Rajidae.